CAAGAAGGAGGACAUAUCACACCGGUCUUUCCAGUCAACCAGAACACUAGAGCAUCCAGUGGAAAAAGAAAAGGCUGUUACAGAUAGAUGAAAAGGAGCAAGGACAAUUCAAACCAUGAAAACAAUGACCAGUCUUAAGUCACUGUGGGUGCUGCUGUUCAUAGUUAUCUUCUGGGUCUCGUUCACAGUUUUCAGAAACCCAUGGAAGAUAUGGGUUCAGUUCAAGUUGCCUGUGCCCUUGAGUCGCUGGAAUUUGGUCACAACAUCCUCAUGCCCUACAGUGCCUCUGAACCUACCGGUUUCUCCAAAAGGGACAGAGCUGAGAGUCAGGGAGGUCCUAGAGAAACUAGACCAACAGAUCCCUCCCAGGCCUUUUACCCACCUCAACACCACCACCAGUGCCACACACAGCACAGCCACCAUCCUCAACCCUCGAGACACACACUGCGUGGGGGACAAGCUGGAUGUGCUGUUGGAAGCCAGGGACCACCUGGGACACAGGAAGGAGUAUGGUGGAGACUUCCUGAGGGCCAGGAUGUCCUCCCCAGCCCUGAAGGCAGGAGCUUCUGGAAAGGUGACAGACUUCAACAAUGGCACCUACCUGAUCAGCUUCACUCUGUUCUGGGAGGGCCCGGUGGCCCUGUCUGUCCUGCUCAUCCAUCCCAGUGAAGGGGUGUCAGCUCUCUGGAGAGCAAGGAAACAGGGCUAUGAUAGAAUCAUCUUCACUGGCCGGUUUGUAAAUGGAACCUCUCAGGUCCACACUGAGUGUGCCUUGGUUCUAAACUCAAGUGUCGAGCUGUGCCAAUAUCUGGAUGCCCAGGAUCAAGAAGCGUUCUACUGUGUGAAGCCUCCAAAUGUACCCUGUGCAGCUCUUACCCACAUGCAUUCGAAGAACGUAAAAGUUUCCUAUCUUAGUCAGCAAGAGAGGAGCCUCUUUGAAAGGUCAAAUAUAGGUGUGGAGAUUAUGGGAAAAUCCAAUGUGAUUAGUGUCUCCAAAUGCAACAAAGAAGCUGUUCCAGCAAAAGAGAGAUGUAAGCUUGGGAAGGCAUCUGCAGUCCCCAGUGGGCACGUCUGGAAAAACACCUGGACUCCAGCCUCCUGUAGUUUGGCUCCGAUCAAAAUGAAGGACUGCCUGAGAGGAAAAUUCAUCCAUCUGAUGGGUGAUUCCACAAUCCGCCAGUGGAUGGAAUACUUCAAAAGCAGUAUCAACACACUGAGGUCUGUGGAUCUGCAUGAGACCGGAAAACUGCAACAGCAACUCGUGGUGGACUUGGAUGAAAACAUCAAAAUCCAGUGGACAAAACACAGUUACCCCUUUAUUACGUCAUUGGCCUACUCUGUCAAAGAGAUGGAGUACAUUGCACGGAUAAUUGACAGAACUGGAGGAGAGAAAAACACGGUCAUUGUCAUUUCUCUGGGUCAGCAUUUCAGACCUUUCCCCAUUGACCUUUUCAUCCGAAGGGCCCUCAAUGUCCACAAAGCUCUUCAGCGUCUUCUCCUGAGAAGCCCAGACACUAUGGUUGUCCUCAAAACAGAAAACAUCAGGGAGAUGAGCAGUGAUGUGGAAAGACUGGGUGACUUCUAUGGUUACACCCAGUACCUUGCCCUAAAAGAUAUUUUCCAGGAUCUCAAUGUGGGUGUCAUUGAUGCCUGGGAUAUGACAAUUGCAUAUGGCACAAAUGAUGUCCAUCCACCACAGCAUGUGGUUGGAAGUCAAAUUAAUAUAUUCUUAAAUUAUAUUUGCUAGCAAACA
Peromyscus leucopus (white-footed mouse) is the source of this 1753-nucleotide messenger RNA. RefSeq names its product NXPE family member 4-like. NCBI's taxonomy places the organism in Eukaryota, Metazoa, Chordata, Mammalia, Rodentia, Cricetidae. Bases 116 to 1747 code for a protein of 543 amino acids. The transcript is spliced from 6 exons. The record is from RefSeq and is a predicted model, not a curated record.